Drosophila rhopaloa is the source of this 2881-nucleotide messenger RNA. RefSeq names its product P protein (gene hoe2). The transcript is spliced from 7 exons. Gene Ontology annotation, biological process: transmembrane transport. The record is from RefSeq and is a predicted model, not a curated record. The coding region runs from base 118 to 2637 and encodes 839 amino acids. Lineage: Eukaryota; Metazoa; Arthropoda; Insecta; Diptera; Drosophilidae. Gene Ontology annotation, cellular component: membrane.
CGCGUGCGGCAAAGAUGUCCGCUACUGUACCUCGCUGACUUUGAUUACCACAAUCUCUGGAAAAGCUCCCACGCUCUGCCCCCCAACUACCCGUGCUACCUGCUGAUUCCGUAGACUAUGGGUCUGCGGGAUACAAUCCGAAACCUUCGGCCGGAUAGUCCCGGCCGGGACAAGUGCAGCAUGGAGCUGCAGCAUCGCAGUCCGAGGAGCGGCUGUCAUCACAACCAGGUGGCCGCCGUCCAGGUCACCGAGCAGUCCUUACAGGUAUGGCGCGCACUGCCUGCCGAAAUCCGCCAUGAUCCCAGUAUGGCCAGUUUUCAGAUGGAAAACGAACGCAUCCAUGGAGCAAGCGACGAUGAGGAUGAGGAUGGGUAUGAUGAGGUUGAUAAGAAGAACAGUAGUCGCCUGCAGGACGAGCCUGGCUCCAGUUAUGCUGGCUCCGACUUCCUGGACAUCAAGACCAGGCCGGGCGACGAGAAUGCCACCGAUGACGAGGCCACCACCCACUCCGACCACGAACCGGCCAACGGACCGAGCAAUGCCAAGUCCUUGGCCCGCCGGAUCCAUCAUAAGUCCAAGCGAUCCAAGGAGCAGCGACAGCGGGACAAACUGUGGAAGCGGGGUGGCCUGCUCCUCUUUUGGCUUCUAGCUGCCGUGGUGCUCAUCUCGGUGGGUGAGAAGCAUCUGCUGGAGAAGACCAUAGAUGUGCCACACGGCGAGCAAGGAAAAUUUUUUAAAUUGCUACAAAAACCGACGGGAGACUUUCGCUUGAAAAUACAUGGCGCUUUCAGAGAGCUCUCCACGCUGGAUGCCCCUGAAAAUGAGACUUUGAGCUUUGGUUUUCUGACUGUGCAGCCGCAGGUGUCCACUUACAUUGGCGAGAAUCGCAGCAAGGUGUUCCAGGACGUCCUGCCAGCUUGGCGUCUACCUCUGCUUUCCGAGGAGGAGUUGGUGCGUUCUCCGGCUGUGGCCAGUAAUCGCACUUAUCAAAUGACCCAGGAACUGAGCGAUAUCCUCACCGAAAAGGAGAGCGAAUUCCGUUUGCAUAUUUACAGCGAUGUGGAGACGGACUUGGCCAUUAUUCUGGACUACAAUCCGCUGAUAGUGAAUGCCAGGACGGGCAGCAUCCUGGCUGGUCUGAUCCUGCUAAUCUUCUAUGCACUGCUGGUCUGGGAACUGUUUGAAAGAACCUUUGUGGCCAUGAUCUGCUCGAUUCUUUCGGUGACAGCUUUGGCCUGCUUUAAUGAUCGUCCUAAUAUGGAUGAAAUAAUCCAAUGGAUGGACAUGGAGCUGCUAACUCUACUCUUUUGCAUGAUGCUGCUCAUUCUGAUAUUGACGGAAACUGGAGUUUUUGACUACCUGGCGGUGUUUUGUUUCGAGAUCUCGGGUGGCAAGAUUUGGCCCAUGAUAUAUAGUCUCUGUUUGGUCACCUGUCUGGUGUCCAGUGUGCUGGACAAUAUGACAACAGUACUGCUCCUAACCCCAGUGGCAAUCCGCUUGUGCGAGGUAAUGCAGUUGGAUCCACUGCCCGUCGUAAUGGGCAUAAUAGUGCAUGCAAAUAUUGGAGGAGCACUAACGCCUAUUGGCGAUCCCAUCAGCAUUAUAGUCAGUACCAAUCACUUCAUUGUCGAUAAUGAUGUUACCUUUCCCACCUUUGUGGCCCACACUUUCCCAGGUGUCCUGCUGGCUGUCAUCCAAAGUUGCGUCUAUCUGCGUAUUUUCUAUCGCAAUAUUGAUGCACUGCGUCUCAAUGAGCCCAAGGAAAUGAGUGAACUAAGGAGGGAAAUGAAGGUGUGGCAGAGGGCCCUAAACGCAGUGGCCUCCUGCUCCAAGGAUGCGCAACUGGUGAGGGGAACUCUUCAGGGAAAAGUAAAGCAGCUGAAGAGGACUCUUAGAAGAUUGCAAAAGGGUGUGGGAUCCUCAGAGGUCUAUACCAACACCCUGGAUGAGCUCAAGCAUAAGUACCCCAUCAAAAACAAAACGCUGCUGUUACAAUCCGCUGGAGCCCUGACGUUUGUUAUAAUCUGCUUCUUUAUUCAAUCCGUUCCCCAUUGGAGGACUCUGCCUCUCGGUUGGGUGGCUCUGCUGGGGGUGAUCCUACUCCUAAUCAUCCUGAAUCGCGAUGACAUGGAGCACCUGAUGCACCGCAUAGAAUGGACAACCCUCCUCUUUUUUGCGGCCAUGUUCGUGAUGAUGGAGUGCGUGGAGCGAUUGGGAAUCUUCUCCUGCAUCGGUGAGCUCACCGAACAUGUGAUCCUUUCGGUGGGAAAGAGCCAUCGCCUGGCCAUGGCCAUUUUUAUGAUAUUGUGGAUGUCGGCCCUGGCAUCCUCCAUAUUGGACAGUAUUCCGGUGGCCGCCAUGAUGGUGAAGCUGGUGACCUCGCUGGUGGCCAAGCCGUCGCUGGGAUUGCCCUUGCAGCCACUGAUUUGGGCUCUGACCCUGGGAGCUUCAAUGGGCGGGAAUGGAACGCUCUACGGAGCUUCAGCCAAUGUCAUUGCAGCCGGAAUUGCCGAGCAACAUGGCUAUAAGCUCUCAUUUACCCGGUAUUUAAGGACCGUUUUUCCCAUGAUGCUGGGACAGAUCACUCUGAUGACUGUCUAUCUACUCGUGGCCCAUGUCAUCUUUGAAUGGCAUUAAUACUCCCUCCGUAAUAUAUCUCCCAGUCCCUAUUUAAUAAUAUAUUAUUAUAAUUAAUGGAAAAUGUUUUUUCACCUCGAAUCUAUCGUUAUUUUGUGUGAGUUUUACUGUAGACGUUGUCCUUUUACAUUCGCCUCUUGAUGUGUUUAAUCUGCUUUUGAAUAUAUAAGUAAGAAUAUCUAUAUCUAAGCGUUUAUUUGUGAUUGGCAAAUGUAUAAAAAUAUACAAGAAAUAUGGAAGUACA